Messenger RNA from Drosophila pseudoobscura, 677 nucleotides. RefSeq lists its product as uncharacterized. Bases 1 to 516 code for a protein of 171 amino acids. The record is from RefSeq and is a predicted model, not a curated record. The transcript is spliced from 2 exons. Lineage: Eukaryota; Metazoa; Arthropoda; Insecta; Diptera; Drosophilidae.
AUGGGAUCCAGCCACUCAAGGCACUUCUUGCAGGCCACCCGCCUGCUGAAGUUCACCAACGUCAAGUGCCAGGACCUGCCCACAACGGCGGGCUUCACCAGAUACGAGUACUGUCGCCUGAAGGUGGUGCGGCGCAACCACGUGGAGCUCUCGCUGAAGGUCAGCCUGCUGCAGCUGCCUGUGCGCAACCUGACCACGCGACUGCAGUGCUUCCAGCGGCGCGACGGCUACCGCCCCUUCAUGUACAACGUGCUCUUCGACUUCUGCAAGCUGAUGGCCGCCACCAGCCGCGAGCUCUCCUUCGAGCGCUUCAUCUUCGACACAAUCCGCAAGCACAGCAACUUCAACCACUCCUGUCCCUGGAAGGAGAACCACAUGACUGUGGAUAAGUUUGGUCUGGAUCCCACGAAAAUAAAUGUGCCAUUUCCUGCGGGUGUCUAUCGCUUGGAUUUCACCUUCUACGCAUACGGCAUACCACGCACAUUGACACAAGUGUUUUUCGAGAAGAUUGACUGAAAUACAGAUCUUCAACCCAGAUCCUAAUAAACAUAUGUUUUCCAGUGUCUAUUCAACUUGAACCGGUACUCGCACCUCUCUUGGCUUCCGUCAGAAGAAAUAUGAGUUACGCAAGGGGAAAUUUCUAGAAAACAAUCUAGGGCAAACACUUUACACAUUAC